Erythranthe guttata (spotted monkey flower) is the source of this 2689-nucleotide messenger RNA. Its product is annotated as putative serine/threonine-protein kinase-like protein CCR3. The record is from RefSeq and is a predicted model, not a curated record. Gene Ontology annotation, molecular function: ATP binding; protein kinase activity. Gene Ontology annotation, biological process: protein phosphorylation. NCBI's taxonomy places the organism in Eukaryota, Viridiplantae, Streptophyta, Magnoliopsida, Lamiales, Phrymaceae.
UACCUCGCCUCUCUCUCUCUCUCUCUCUCUAGAGUUUCUCUCUCUCCCUUGCUCUAUGCAAAUGAGGGGCCACUCGCAAGGAAACAUAACGCCCCUUUGAUGACGACAUCCUUUUCAGCCGUCAUCGCCGCCACCAUAUUAUUCCUCCUCGCCGUGCCCCAUACGCCGCCGUCGGUCCAUGCCCUCGGCGCCUCCGCCGCCACCAUUGCCGUCGUCUACGGUUCCGCCACCACAGUCUGCACCAUAGCUGCGGGGCAACCAGUCCAACAAAUUCAAUGUUGGAGUAACGGCCAAUUACUGCCACCCAUCCUCCCGAACAUCUCCUUCGACGCCGUCGCCGGCGGCCGAGACACCCUAUGCGGCGUUCGCUCCGGCGGCUUCAGCCUCCUCUGCUGGAACACCACCUUCACCCCUAAGCGGAUAUACAACAACGCCUCCGCUCCGUUAACUUCUCUCGCAAUUGGCGGCACUCAAAUUUGUGCGCUGAGGAACACCACCACCACCGAGCACAACACCAUCUGCUGGCGAGGAAAUGAUGAUUCAUCCGCCCAAAUUCCAAACAGGAACUCACAAUUUCGCAUGAUUUCAUCUGGAUUGGGAUUUUCCUGCGGAGUUUUAGCGAGCAACAAUCGGGUUCUAUGUUGGGGAGACGAUAAUGAAUUUUCUACCGCGAUCCAAUCGGAGUUUGCGAACUCAUCAAUGGCGGAUAUCCAGGUCGGUGGAAGGCAUGCCUGUGGAAUAGAUGAUUCAGGAUUUGUAAUUUGCAAAGGAGACAACACUAACAACCAGUUGAAUGUGCCCCCAAAUUCAUCCGCCGCCUACGAAUACAGGGCGCUGGCCCUCGGAGCAAAUCACACCUGUGCGAUCAGAAGAUUGAACCGCACGGUGGUUUGCUGGGGUGGAAUUGGAAAUGGAAGUAGCGAAUUUUCGAGUAAUAUUACUAAUGGUAUUUCAUUCGAAUCCAUUGUUGCAGGUUUGAAUUUCAGUUGUGGAUUGGUGACAAGCAAUUUCACAAUGAUAUGUUGGGGUCCUGGUUGGCCUAAUCAGUAUUAUUCUUUAGGUAUUCAUCUCCCUUUGAUGAAGACUCUACCAGGUCCCUGUGUUGAUACUCCUUGUCAGUGUAAUUUAUAUCCCGAAUCCCAAUCACUCUGUUCUGGAAACGGUCAUAUUUGUAGGCCUUGCGAUAAUCCCGUUUCGAUUCCGCCAAUUUUGCCGCCAUCACUUCCAUUGCCGCCUAGUAUUAGUCCAUCCCUUUCUUCACCCUCGAGAGGAAACCUCAGAAAGGGUUUACUUGCGUUUGCGAUUGUUGGAUCUGUUGGGGGAUUUGCUGGUGUUUGUGCUUUGAUAUAUUGUUUGUGGAGCGGUGUUUGUUUUGGGAAGAAGAAGAUUCAUAAUUCUGUGCAGCCAACUAUUGCUGCUGGCUCUAAUGGUGGUGGUGCUCAACAAUCUAGUAGCAAUCCUCCUUCACGGUCGUCCACUCUUAGGCGGCAAGCCUCCAUACUUAUGAGGCGGCAAAGGAGUGGAACUUCUACGAAACACACAGACAAGGCUGAGGAGUUUUUCUUCUCGGAUCUUGCUGCAGCUACUAAUAACUUUUCACUGGAAACCAAGAUUGGUGCCGGUAGUUUCGGUGUUGUCUAUAAAGGGAAACUACCUAACGGCCAAGAAGUGGCUAUCAAGAGAAGUGAGUCUGGUCCGAAAACGAAGAAAUUUCAAGAGAAAGAGAGUGCUUUCGACUCGGAAUUGGCCUUCUUAUCUCGUGUACAUCACAAGCAUUUGGUUAGGCUCAUUGGGUAUUGUGAAGAGAGGGAUGAAAGAUUGUUGGUUUACGAGUUUAUGAAGAAUGGAGCGCUUUACGAUCACUUACACGGCAAGAACAAUGUCAGAAACAACACUAGUGUGGUGAAUUCUUGGAAAAUAAGGAUAAAGAUUUCACUAGACGCUGCUCGUGGCAUUGAGUACUUGCACAAUUAUGCUGUACCGCCCAUAAUUCAUAGAGACAUCAAGUCUUCAAACAUCUUGCUCGAUGCUGAUUGGACCGCAAGAGUGUCCGACUUUGGAUUAUCUUUAAUGGGUCCGGUGAAUGAUCGUGAAUAUAGGCCGACAAAAGCUGCGGGUACAGUUGGAUAUAUUGAUCCAGAGUAUUAUGGACUAAACGUGUUGACUGCAAAGAGUGAUGUUUACGGGUUUGGAAUAGUUUUGUUGGAAAUUUUGACAGGGAAGAGGGCUAUAUUCAAGAAUGGGGAAGAUGGAGGAACGCCAAUAAGUGUGGUGGACUAUGCAGUGCCGUUGAUCAUGGCUGGGGAAUUGAGCAAGAUUCUGGACCCUCGGAUUGGUCCGGUUGAGGAUAAUGAAUCGGAGGCGGUGGAAUUGGUGGCUUAUACGGCUAUGCAUUGCGUGCAUUUGGAAGGGAAAGAUAGGCCUAGCAUGAGUGACAUUGUUGCUAAUUUGGAGAGAGCUUUAGCUCUGCUUUGUGAAGAUAAUAGCCAUGGCAGCAUUUCUAGUGGUCAAAUCUCCAUUGUUUCGGAUUGAAGUUUUGAUUAAACCAAAAUAAUACAUGAUGAUUCUUUGUCCAUUUUAUUUUAAUUUUUUGAGAUUGUUUCAGCUAUAGUUUUGUAUAGUAGAGGAUAUGUUCUAAGUUAUAACACUGAGCUUUUAGUGUAGGAUUUUGUAAAUCAUUGUUUAUUCA